Messenger RNA from Lithohypha guttulata, 3252 nucleotides. RefSeq lists its product as uncharacterized. Lineage: Eukaryota; Fungi; Ascomycota; Eurotiomycetes; Chaetothyriales; Trichomeriaceae. The record is from RefSeq and is a predicted model, not a curated record. The coding region runs from base 1 to 3252 and encodes 1083 amino acids. The transcript has a single exon.
AUGGCAACAGCAGAAUUGAGCAAGCUCUGGGCAGAGCAUUUUCCUCACAAGCCACGGCCAUCGGUCUAUACUUCUGAAGAAGUUGACAACGAUGGAUUUCUACCUCUUGCAGAUUUCGAGGACUUCAAGGUCGAAGAUUUACAAAACCUGACGCAAGCGCAACUAUACACACUCACAGCAAAUAAUGCAGAGGCACUUCAGCUAAUACAGAAGGAAUGGAUAGAGCUCGAACGACUUGCGCAGCACAUUAGAUCUCGAGAUCCACUCCCGGUCUCACACAAGGAUCCACAGCAACUUCCUUCUCGUGAGAUCUUCGAAGAGCGAAAGGAAGCAGCUCUGUAUAGCUAUAAGUAUGAGGCUAAUCGCAAGAUGCUUCCAGCAAAGUUUACAGUGUCUGAGAAUGUGACAGAUCAAGAGAAAUUCGAUUGCCGUGAGCCACCUGAGCCUUUUGCUCAAGGAGGGUUCAUACCGAACGACAAGCAAUACAAAUCAAUUAUGGCUGUAGCUAAAGCUGAAGGACGUACAAACAAUCCCGACAAUCAAGCUCCUUACAAGCAGAAUUUCGCAUUCUCUGACCGAAAGGAGGGGAAUUGGAUUGCUAAGAUACAGGCUCAGGACACGCUAGCUCCGCCAAGGACCCGAGCACGCGAGGCAGCAUUGAAUUCUACUGCAGGUCGACAGACACGUUUGAAUGGCGAGAGAGCUCCAUUGAGUCGACAAUUGAGCUCAAGUCUGCUGGAUGCGCCAAGUCCCCGGACUCGAUCGGGAUCGCCAGCUGAGAGUAGAAGCUCAGCUCAUCUGAAACGCAACAUCGAUGCUGUAGAUAUCACUCAUGAACUGCCUCCGAGAAAGAAACACCCCAAUCAGUACACAAAGAGGAGGGAGCGCGAGGAGGCAGAACGGCUGGCUGUGCGAAGAGCCACUAUCACUAAUGGUCAAUCUUCAGUCACAGAGGAUACCAGCGGCACGUCUUCCCCAGCUCUUGUGAAGAAGAAGCAUCCUAACCAAUACACAAAACGGCGAGAGAGGGAGGAGCUGGAACGGCGACUUCGAGAAGAGGAAGAAGAAGAAGCAGAAAGCCUUUCACAGAGAGCGAAUGCUGUCGAUCGUGGGCCGCAAGAAGUGCGAGCUGCUACCACUGAUGUACACUGGGAGAGGCCUACUUGGAGGAGCAGCUAUGUGCCAUCACCUCUCCCAGACCUUCUUCCUGUUGUCGAUUUUCUGUCUCUGGAAACUCCUGCUGUGACGUCUUCGAUCAAUCGUCCAAAGCAUCCGAAUCAAUAUACCAAGCAAAGGGACAGGGAAGAAUGGGCUUCGACAUUCAAGUCAACCAAGCAGAACAGAAUGGAACCUCCUGUGGCAGAGCGACCUAAGCACCCCAAUCAGUACACUAAACGCCGGGAGCAAGAAGAAGCUGCACGAAAAGCUGCACUUGCACAAGCCGGCUCUUAUCCAGGACAUGGUGCCCUGCAGAAUUUCUCAGCUGGUCCUACUGCCGCUUAUCCUUACCAGUACACAUAUCCUCCUUCGCCAUGGGCUGUACUACGUCAGACACCCAUACCAGACAACCGUUCGAGGACAGCAGGUGCUAUGCCGGUGCCUGUAUCUGCUCCGAUUGCCUCUACAAAGUCUCGAGAUCCUUCACAGAUGACCAAAGAAGAGCUUCGAACUCAUCUCUUCAAGGAUCAUGACUUACUAGCGUUCCUUGAGAAGGACCACUCGUGGCUAAAUGAGGAUCCCGAAAAGGCCGCUGCGUGGAAAGCCAAGAUCAUAGCUUCCGAGUAUCCAGUACGAACAUGGGCCAUGUUGAGGAAGUGGAAGGAGUGGAAAGCCGAGGGCAAGGACAAGCGGCCACGAGACAAGGAUGGAAACCGAAUCCGAGAUUUCACAUCCUCUUCUGCGUUGAAUGCUGCUGCUCCGCCUGGCGAUGCAAAAGAUCAAGCUUCCUCUGCGAGAAUGGAGGGAGAGAGUAUGGAUAUUUCCGAUGGAGAUGGAGAUGUCAUUGUCGCCCGCAACUACACCGAGCAAUCACGCUCAGCAACACCAGUAACCGCAGCGGCAUCUACAUCUGAAGUUGGCUCUACCAGAUCAGCCUCACCAGCACGUCGAUCUAAUCGAAGCCUUAGAUCUAGAUUCGGACGUAACUACCUUGGUUCUCCUGGUCCUCAACUACGAAGCCCACUUGUCAACAGCAUAAAUGCUAGAGACAUUGACACAGACAUUCCUUUGUCCAGCAUACGCUCGACACAAGCCCGGUCUUUCAACACAAGCCUCAAAGCUAUAGACGAGGUCGACUCAACAACGAAAGUGGACGAUUGGCAAGACAAAAACGAAGCUCAAGCUGACCAUGCCACUUCUACGGCUACAGGCAGGGGUACACGACAGGAAUAUCCUCGACGAAGCCUUCGAAACCAAGCACGAACCGUAUCAGAGCAGGAAUUGAACACCGAGUCUGAGGACACUGCAAGCAGGCUCGACAACCCUAAGUCUGCGAACCCGGGUCUUGCUGUAGCUGAGAAAAUCCCUGAGCCCGAUGAAUCUCCCGAUUUUAAGACUAUCAACAGCCAGAAUUUCGUACGCGUCUCGUGCUUUACACCCUCAUUGGGCAAGCCACCAAGGCGCCAUGACGAAUGGGAGGAGUUAAUCACCUUACCAAUGCGACAGGCAUCUCUCACCUCGUCAAGUCUCGAAGAGUCAGACUACGAGGACGGCACAUACCAGUCUGGCAUCAAAAGCCAACCAGCAGCAGCCGCCGAACCUGCAAAAAAUGCCAAUGGCACAACCACCUCGACUCAAGAACCACCAACAACAACCACCGCCAAACCCAUACCCACCAUCGUAGCAGACGACGACGCCGACAACGAGGCGAUAUCAACAGAAACCCCACCAAAACGAACAACCCGAUCUACAAGCGCUCGAGCCCCUCCACCUCCACAUAUCCACCCCAACCCCCUCCCAGACACAACCACUGCCACCAACACCAUCGAAGUCGCCAGCAACCCAAACCCAAAUCCAAUCACAAGAGGCAGGAGGCAACAAGCGCGACUAACAACACCAUCAACAACGACUUCGGCCUCGAUCUCCCCAGUCGCUACUAGACGCGCUGGAUUGAGGCCGAAUCCGCCGAAGAGGGCUUUUACGCUUGAUAGUGAAUCUGAGGAGGAUGAUGAUGAUGAUGGUGCUUCGUCAGCGAGAGCUACGUCUAGGAGGAGGAGUGCGAGAAGGGCUGGAAUGAGGAGGAGGGAGAGGUGA